Molecule: messenger RNA, 1045 nt
Organism: Linum trigynum
Lineage: Eukaryota; Viridiplantae; Streptophyta; Magnoliopsida; Malpighiales; Linaceae
Source: the annotation of a GenBank genome assembly
CACGGUGAAGACCGAUGUCAAGGGGAGCAAGCAUGGGAGGUGCCAUGUUCCGUGACAAUUCAUGCAAGGUGAGUCAAAAGCCUUGAUGGAUACCGGUGCCACGGACAACUUCCUUCUCAUCGAUGAUGCAGACCGGUUAGGUAUUGCUUAUGAGAAGGGGCAAGGGAGGCUCAAGACGAUCAACUCGGAGUCCAUCCCGAUCCAUGGAGUUGAUCACAAUGUGCUAGUGAAGCUUGGCGAGUGGGAAGGCCUCAUCAACUUUUCCGUCAUCACCAUGGACGAUCACCCAGUCAUCCUCGGCAUCAACUUCCUUGACAAGGAGGGAGUGCUCUUGAAGCCCAACUCCAACACGAUUUGCUUGGAUAAGGAAGGGGAGUUCCAUGCGGUCCAUCUCUAGAGAGAAGAUGGCCCCCAUAGUGCUAUAUCCUAUAUGCAGGUAUUGAAGGGGUACAAGAAGAAUGAACCAACCUUUCUUGUGUCCUUGAAGAUGGAGGAAGAAGGAGGCUCAAUGGGAAUCACAACUCCCAUCAUCGAAGUGUCCUCGAAGAGUUUGAUGACGUGAUGCCAUAAGAGUUUCCCAAAAAGCUGCCACCAAGAAGAGAGGUGGACCACAAGAUCGAGUUGGAGCCAGGAGCGAAGCUCCCUUCGCGAGCACCAUACCGCAUGGCGCCACCGGAGUUAAAAGAGUUGCAGAGGUAGCUCAAGGACUUGGUGGACGCAAGCUACAUGCGGCCAUCGAAGUCACCUUUUGGAGCACCGGUGCUGUUCCAAAAGAAGAAGGAAGGGUCGUUGCGCAUGUGCAUCGACUAUAGAGCCAUCAACAAGUUGACGGUGAAGAACAGGUGGCUGAUUCCCAACAUUGCUGACUUUUUCGACCAGCUUGGAGAGGCGAUGUGGUUCAUCAAGUGCUGAUAGCAGAGGGAGACGAGCCAAAGACGGCUUGUGUGACGAGGUAUGGCUCUUAUGAGUUUCUUAUGAUGCCAUUCGAUCUCACCAAUGCACCAGCCACGUUUUGCACUUUGAUGAAUCAAGUUUCGACCCAUUC